CACAGGAAAGCUUCCUUAAACCCCCCUCCCUUACUAACCUUGUCUUCCUCCCUCUCUCCCUUUCCUUCCCUCUCCAGAGCAUUCGACUAUGGCUCACAGUCUGGGAGGGAAGGCCCAGGAUUUCACAUCCUGAUCGCGACCUUCCUAGGUCUUAUCUUGAUAGCACUUCUGGGGCUGGUGAUGAAAAGAGCCAUUCAGAGGAGGAAAGCCCUCUCCAGGCGGGUCCGCCGACUGGCCGUGAGGAUACGCGCCCCGGAGGCCUCCCGGCGUCCUGUUCUCCCAGAAUUGGCUAUCCUGAAGGUGUCUGAAGGUCCUUGGCUCCCAGCCCCAUCUCUAAAGACCGGCUAUGAAUAUGUGGGCUUCUACCACCAGCCUGCUGCCACGAUGGAGGACAAUGAUUCAGAUGACUACAUCAAUAUUCCCAGCCUGACUCACCUACCCAGAUGUCCCCUGGGCCCAGACCUUGGUGCCAAUGAGUCUUGUCUGUCUGUUGAUUUCUGA
Molecule: messenger RNA, 501 nt
Organism: Galeopterus variegatus (Sunda flying lemur)
Lineage: Eukaryota; Metazoa; Chordata; Mammalia; Dermoptera; Cynocephalidae
Gene: FCMR
Product: Fas apoptotic inhibitory molecule 3
Exons: 4
Source: RefSeq, a predicted model, not a curated record